AUGGAAAGUCUUAAGGAUCUAAGGGUCCAGUCCGGCGCGCCAAUUGUAGAAUGCAAAAAGGCACUGCAAGCAGCAGGGGAUGAUUUAGACGCAGCAAUGGAUUGGCUGCGCGAACAUGGCGCCGCCAAGGCAUCGACGAAAGUUCAGGGACGUGAGACCACGGAAGGCUUGGUUAGCAUGAAAGUCUCAGACGAUGGCAAGUCUGCGGCCCUUGUAAAAAUUGCGUCGGAAACAGAUUUUGCCGGACGCAGCACCAAAUUCGUUGACUUAAUGUUGAACGUUGUGGAUGCCAUUUUUCAAUCAUCUGAAGACGGGAAUCUGGAUAACGACACAGUUUUGCAAGCAACCUUGGGCGGAAAGGUGGUUAAAGAUUUUGUGGACGAGGCUAUUGUUGCGAUCCGAGAGAAUUUGAGUGUCACCAAUGCUGUCAAGCUAAGGAGCGAGGACGGGAUCCUAGUGGGCUACAUUCACAAUCGAGUUGACGGUUCAGACGCAGGAACAGCCGCGUCAAUUGUUGAGCUGUCUGGAAAAGAUGUUACAGUAGACAUUUUACUAACAACUGGCAAGAAACUUGCCAUGCAUGUUGUCGCUGCACGGCCGCAGUAUCUUAGUCCUGAACGCGUUCCUGGGGAGGUGCUGAAAAAAGAGAAAGAAAUUCUUUUGAAGCAAAUGGAGGGGUCAGGUAAACCACCUGAAAUCAUGAACAAGAUUGCUGAAGGUAAACUACGGAAAUUCUACGAAAGCGUUUGUUUGACGGAGCAGGGUCACAUGAUUGAAGAGAAAAGCCCCAAGGUUGGCAACGUGCUGAAGGAUCUUGGGAUUACACUCAGGCGAUAUGAGUAUCUCAUAAUUUAA
Phaeodactylum tricornutum CCAP 1055/1 is the source of this 855-nucleotide messenger RNA. RefSeq lists its product with no specific name. Gene Ontology annotation, cellular component: mitochondrial matrix. Lineage: Eukaryota; Bacillariophyta; Bacillariophyceae; Surirellales; Neidiaceae. The record is from RefSeq and is a predicted model, not a curated record. Gene Ontology annotation, biological process: mitochondrial translational elongation. Bases 1 to 855 code for a protein of 284 amino acids. Gene Ontology annotation, molecular function: translation elongation factor activity; protein binding. The transcript has a single exon.